Molecule: messenger RNA, 1557 nt
Organism: Python bivittatus (Burmese python)
Lineage: Eukaryota; Metazoa; Chordata; Lepidosauria; Squamata; Pythonidae
Gene: CHRDL1
Product: chordin like 1
Biological process (GO): negative regulation of BMP signaling pathway; cell differentiation
Molecular function (GO): BMP binding
Source: RefSeq, a predicted model, not a curated record
UCUCGGCGUGGACUGCGCAGAGAUCCACCACUUUCUACAUCAGAGGAUCUUUGACCUCCCUUUCCUCGAUGGCAGCCAUGAAGAAAAAGUGGAAUCUGGAACAUAUCCGCUUUAUUUUUGCUUGUUUGCUUUGCCUCAUUCUCACAGAGGAAAUUAAAGCGGAACAAGGAAAAUAUUCAGAAACCUACUGCAUGUUUCAAGAUAAGAAGUAUCGCGUAGGAGAAAUGUGGCACCCUUAUCUUGAACCCUAUGGAAUUGUUUAUUGUUUCAGCUGUCUUUGCUCAGAGACCGGGAACGUGCUGUGCAACAAAAUCAAAUGUCCGGCCUUGCAUUGUUCCAGCCCGGUGUAUGAACCCCAUUCAUGCUGUCCAAAAUGCUCAGAUGAACCAAUUGUUUCUGCAGACGAUAAAACCAUUGGCAAGACCUGCGAAUACAAUGGGACCACUUACCAACAUGGAGAGAUGUUUGUCACAGAGGGAAUCUUCCACAGCAGACAAGAUGAUCAGUGUGAACAGUGCAGCUGUUCUGAAGGAAAUGUAUAUUGUGCCUUGAAGACGUGCCCCAAAUUAGCUUGCUCUUCUCCAGUGACUGUGCCUGACUCUUGCUGUCAAGUCUGCAAAGGAGAUGAAGAGUUACUGAUGGACAUGGAUGGCGACCUCAUUCGUCAGCCAGCCAACCGAGAAGCUAGGCAUUCUCCUGGCUUCCAUUUCGAGUCCUCAUCCAGCUUCUCUAGGCUGGCCAGCAUCUUCCCACAAUCCCGUAUGAUGAAAAGUAACCAAGGAUCUCUGCUAGAUAUGCAACAACCAUCGGGUACCAUUGUACAUAUCUUCCUUAACAACCGACAUAAACUUGGACAAGUAUGCAUUUCAAAUGGAAAAACCUACUCGCAUGGAGAAUCGUGGCAUCCGUACCUCCAGUUCUAUGGAAUAGUGGAGUGCGUCUUAUGUACCUGCAAUGUCACCAAGCACGAAUGUAAAGCAAUUACUUGCCCCCUUCAGUAUCCCUGUGAACAGCCAGAGAAAAUUGAAGGGAAAUGCUGCAGAGUUUGUCCAGAAGAAAUUGAAAGUCAGCUCCCUGAAGAUCAAGGCUAUUUCUGUGGCGAGGAGACGCUUCCAGUCUAUGAAGCUGUUUUCAACACGGAGGGAGAAACCAUCCAAAAAAUAGCCUUGGAAAAUAAUGAAACUUCGCAAGUGGAGAUCCACACGUGGACUAUUCAGAGAGGUAUCCUGAGCCACUUCAAUACUGAGACAUUGUCCAAGGAGGAAUUCAGACAACUGUCACACUUCAGGCAGUUCACAAGGACGACUCUGAGUCAGUGGAGAAUAUUCAGUGAGGGAGAAGCUCAGAUCAACCAAAUAUGUGAAAAUCAAGAGUGCAGGACUGAACUGCAAGAUCUGGUGAAGGUGUUGUAUCUUGAUAAAUCCAAACAGGACCACUGUUGAGGAGGCACUGGAGAAGGAAGGAGCGAGAAAACAGAUGGAUCUGCAGCGGGACUGUGGGUUUAUUUUGCUUGUCUUGAUUGAUGGUGCCCUAGAAAGAAAAAGAAAAAGAAAAGGA